Molecule: messenger RNA, 804 nt
Organism: Batrachochytrium dendrobatidis JAM81
Lineage: Eukaryota; Fungi; Chytridiomycota; Chytridiomycetes; Rhizophydiales
Exons: 2
Coding region: 1-804 (267 amino acids)
Molecular function (GO): RNA binding
Source: RefSeq, a predicted model, not a curated record
AUGAAUAAUGAAGCACUUGAAAAGAAACCAAUACUAACGCUCUCAUUCCAGGCCAAGAAAUCAUCCACUGUAACUAAUGCCGAAUCAAGUGUCGAAAUACAACCAAGCAAAGCAGAACCCUCACCACGACUCUACGUGGGCAACUUUACAGACAAAGUAACUGAAUAUACCAUCAUGAAGCUAUUUGAAGAAUAUGGCAAAAUUGCUCGGAUUGAUUAUCUAUGGCAUCAAGAAGGUCCAAAGCAUGGAAUGCCUCGUGGAUAUUGCUUUGUAGAGAUGGAUUCUGUCGAGGAUGCAGGCCGAGCCUUGGCUGCUCUCAAUCGCAAAGUGGUUGCUGGAAGACCACUUUCAGUAGCCUAUUCUGCAGCCAAAUCUGAAGUGCCAGAGAGUGAUGGACUAACUGGCUGGCAACGACGAGCUGCAAAGGAGGCUCAGACAGCUGCGAUUGCAUCCGUCAAUCAAAAACUACAAGUAAAGCCAAAUAUGGGUGGAUCCAUUGAAAGUAAAAUCAAAACUCUCGAACGCAAACUAGCUCAAAUUCAGCAAACAGUCAACUCGUCAUCUAUUUUAAAUACCGAAGAUGUGAUUUCUCGGCCUGCCACAUCAAGAUACAAAACCAUGCAUGCGUCUAAACGGGAUCACAGCUUUGAAAUUGGACAGUAUAGACAGCAAUAUGCAGAACGAACACACCAAAGCCGACAAAAUGGACACGGGUGGAAAAUGACUGGUCAGGAAUUAUCAAACACAGUCAACUCAUCUCGGGGGAAGUCAUCUCGGUAUCACCCAAUUUCUAGACCAAAAUAA